Molecule: messenger RNA, 1045 nt
Organism: Coniophora puteana RWD-64-598 SS2
Lineage: Eukaryota; Fungi; Basidiomycota; Agaricomycetes; Boletales; Coniophoraceae
Exons: 2
Coding region: 1-960 (319 amino acids)
Source: RefSeq, a predicted model, not a curated record
AUGGGCCAAGAUUGGGCGUUCGUUAACAUCGACAGGCGCGAGAUUAUUGACCACGUUGGAAAACUUGGCGAAUUCUUUGGGGAUUGCUCAACCGCCAGACGUAUAGGAAUGCUUUUGCAUCAGAUUCCACCUCUCCCAAAGAUGCCCAGAAUUCAGCCGAGCGGAGCAGAGAGUACCAAUGUCAAGAACUUCUUUGACCGCGGCUUGCUCGCGCUGCCUAACGAGAUCCUUUACCACAUCGCAAACGAUAUUGGCCGGCCUGAAGAUUUGGUCUGUUUUGCUGCGGCGUGCCAUAGAUGUUGGGACAUAUGCUCUUCCCUUCUCGAGGCGUGUAUUAGAAGGGAUGUGUCAUGGGCGGGUUGCCGCGUCAUUUGCCUCGGAGACUACGUCGCCCGCAAUGAUCUCCCAGCAGGCAUUCUCACCGAGGUAGAACAGGCCGAGCUAGAUGCUGCUGGACAGGAUGAAUGUCAUGAAGGACAGCCCGUCUCGUUCUACGACUUUGCGCAAGCUCACUACCGGGAGAGAUCUAGCGGUGGCACCGCAGAACAGUUUCUGAAGAUCCUUAGUUGGCGAAGGCUCGUCGGAGACGCGCCAUUGGCAGCCAUUGAAAUAAUGUUCGCUUCCGUCAAGUCCACGGUCCUUCGGAAUCUCUCCAAGAAGCUCUACGUGCGUGUUGACGCCAUCAACGCGCUCAACGAAGAGCUUCCUCAGAGAGAAUGGUUCUGGUGCGACAAAUCAUAUACACUCGGCGAUGCGCUCGUAAGUCGCAUUUGCUGGUCGACCGACCCUUCCUGCUCGAUGAGCGCCCACUGUGAUGACAUCACACGAGGACCCUGGGCUGGCGACGCCUUUGACAUUACUUCUAUGGAGGACUUCCAGAAGGAGGAGAACUUUUACCAGUGGGCGGAUGCAGCAGAGGAAGUGUGCGAGGCGCUGCGUCAAUGCUGGGAUGACGAGUAAAUUUAAAGCGUGGCCAAGGGUAGUUUUAGAACCCAAUUAGAACCAGCCCUGUUUUUCUAUCCCAAAAUAUACUGAUCCUGAGACG